This is a messenger RNA of Megalops cyprinoides (Indo-Pacific tarpon), 2447 nucleotides long. It is a transcript of the gene sele, whose product is annotated as selectin E. The record is from RefSeq and is a predicted model, not a curated record. Gene Ontology annotation, biological process: leukocyte tethering or rolling; heterophilic cell-cell adhesion; response to cytokine. Gene Ontology annotation, molecular function: oligosaccharide binding; sialic acid binding. Gene Ontology annotation, cellular component: external side of plasma membrane; membrane. NCBI's taxonomy places the organism in Eukaryota, Metazoa, Chordata, Actinopteri, Elopiformes, Megalopidae. The transcript has 16 exons. Bases 48 to 2264 code for a protein of 738 amino acids.
UAAGAUCAGGAGCACAUCUACUGCAAUCAGUCACUUCUAUAUUUACAAUGGAAUUUUUCUGUGGAAAACAGAAAGCUCAUGGUGUCAGGAUUUGGAAUUCCUUGCUCCCCUUGGCCGUUGUUUAUUUCUCUACAUGGACACAUGUGGAUGGUUGGUCAUAUCAUUACUCCGACUCAGAUAUGAAAUGGGAAAAUGCAAGACAAUGGUGCAGGACACACUACACAGACAUGGUAGCCAUUCAGAAUCAAGAAGAAAUUGUGCAUCUCAAUGACUUUUUGCCAAAACAGAAAUCUUACUACUGGAUUGGGAUCCGUAAAAUUGAGAAUGUAUGGACCUGGGUUGGAACCAACAAAACACUGACAAAGGAAGCAGAAAACUGGGCUUCAGGAGAACCUAACAAUGGGAAGAACAAUGAGGACUGUGUAGAAAUUUACAUAAAGAGGCAUAUUGACACUGGAAAGUGGAAUGAUGAAUCUUGUAGAAAAAAGAAAACAGCUUUGUGCUACACAGCAUCCUGUCAAAAAGACUCCUGCAGUGGACAUGGAGAAUGUGUGGAAACCAUCAACAACCACACCUGUGCGUGCUUUGAAGGCUUCUAUGGAGAAAAGUGUGAAAACGUUGUAGCAUGUGAAGUGCUGGACAGCCCACCCCUGGGGUCCGUCACCUGCUCCCACCCCUAUGGGAAUUUCUCGUACGACUCUGUUUGCCACUUCACGUGUGAAAAGGGAUAUCGGCCAAGUGACCCCAGGCCAAUACGGUGCACAGGCGCAGCAAAGUGGACUGCGGAACCACCUAGUUGUGAAGCAAUUCAGUGCAGUGAUCUGGACUCCCCCACAAAUGGCGUUAGGGACUGCUCACAUCCUAUUGGCACCUUCAGCUACAAGUCUUCUUGCACAUUCUCCUGUGAGAGAGGAUUCACUCUAACAACUUCAGACAAACUCACGUGCGGAUCUGAUGGGCAGUGGAAUGACAGUCAACCACGCUGUGAAGCUGUGCGCUGCCAGUCACUGCUGGUCCUUCAGGAUGGCAACAUGACCUGCAGCGCAGACUCCCCUGCGCAGUUCAGCUACGGCUCCACCUGCAGCUUCAGCUGCGCAGACGGCUACCGGUUGCAAGGAGCCCCCAGCGUGACCUGCACAGAGUCUGCUCAGUGGAGCCAGGAGGCGCCGCACUGUGAAGCUAUUAGAUGUCAGAGUCCAGAGAGGGACCCUCACAUGCUCAUGGAGUGCAGUCAGUCCCUGCACAGUCUGUGGCUUAAUUCUGUCUGCAACUUCAGCUGUGAUGAGGGCUUUGUUCUUCAGGGGUCAGGGAGUCUUAAGUGCACUGAGAGUGGAGAAUGGAGCACUGACACACCCACCUGCACAGCCGUGAAAUGCUCUUCAAUAGACAAGCCCAUCAACGGCAGUCUGGUCUGCUCCAAUGAGUUCAGCUACAACUCCAGCUGCAACUUCAGCUGCGAUGAAGGCUUUGUUCUUCAGGGGUCAGGGAGUCUUAAGUGCACUGAGAGUGGAGAAUGGAGCACUGACACACCCACCUGCACAGCCGUGAAAUGCUCUUCAAUAGACAAGCCCAUCAACGGCAGUCUGGUCUGCUCCAAUGAGUUCAGCUACAACUCCAGCUGCAACUUCAGCUGCGAUGAAGGCUUUGUUCUUCAGGGGUCAGGGAGUCUUAAGUGCACUGAGAGUGGAGAAUGGAGCACUGACACACCCACCUGCACAGCCGUGAAAUGCUCUUCAAUAGACAAGCCCAUCAACGGCAGUCUGGUCUGCUCCAAUGAGUUCAGCUACAACUCCAGCUGCAACUUCAGCUGCGAUGAAGGCUUUGUUCUUCAGGGGUCAGGGAGUCUUAAGUGCACUGAGAGUGGAGAAUGGAGCACUGACACACCCACCUGCACAGCUGUGAAAUGCUCCUCAAUAGACAAGCCCAUCAACGGCAGUCUGGUCUGCUCCAAUGAGUUCAGCUACAACUCCAGCUGCAACUUCAGCUGUGAUGAAGGGUUUGACCUCAAGGGAUUUGAGGCCACAAUCUGUACCCACUCUGGCAACUGGACUGCAGAAGUACCCACAUGUCAAGCCAAACCUGAGCCUCUGUUGAACCGCACCGCGACAGCUCUGGCAGGAGGGUGCACUGUGGGGUCUCUUGGACUGUUACUGUUGCUUAUGAAAAAAUUAAGGCAGAAAGCAAAAAAGUUCAGUCUUAACAGCACUACAGAUGAUGAAAUUCCUCCUCCAGUAUACAAGAACAGCAUUGACAGUCUGAUUUAGAGCCACUCACUAAGAAACAGGGAUUUUGACAUCUGCAUCAGUGUGAAUGUCUGCGUGAGCAGACCGCCUCUGUCUCUGACAAUGCACUGAUUCCCCUAAGGAUGUGACUAUCACUCAUUCUGCUCCAAAGACAACUAAGCAGGAGCGAGAACUACAUGCUGGACAAUGAUACUAUAUAUUGUG